AAACAACUGAUUGCUCAGACUAAGAUGGUGUUGAAGGUGCUUUUUCUUUACAUCCCUCUCCCCAUGUUCUGGGCACUUUUUGACCAGCAGGGGUCAAGAUGGACACUGCAAGCCACAACAAUGGAUGGGAAUUUUGGAGCCAUUAAGAUUCAGCCAGACCAAAUGCAGACUGUGAAUCCAAUUCUGAUUAUUGUAAUGGUCCCAGUUGUAGAUGCGGUGGUUUAUCCUUUAAUCAAGAAAUGCAAGAUCAAUUUUACGCCCCUGAGGAAGAUCACUGUUGGUAUGUUCCUUGCAUCUUUGGCUUUUGUUGCUGCUGCCCUUGUGCAAGUGCAAAUAGAUAAAACUCUUCCAGUUUUCCCUGCAGCUGGGCAAUCUCAAAUCAAAAUAAUAAAUCUAGGUACUGAUAAUACAACAGUUCAGUUUGAACCUCAACUUCAGAAUGUGACUGUAACAUCUAUGGAGUCGACAGGCUACAUGACAUUUGAGACGUCUCAGUUGCAAUCAAUAAACAUAAUUUCUGGAAAUAAAACUACAACUGAAGUUACCAUGUUGCCAGGGGGAGACCGUCACACUCUUGGAGUUAAAAAUAAUGCGACAGACAUUGUUGCUACAUUGCUGUUUGACAAUGUCACAUCAAAACCAGAAGAAGGAAAUAAUCUCAUCAGGUUUAUAAACAAUUUGCCUGAUACUGUCAACGUCACUAUGGGCGGUACUUCUUUUGGAAUUCUGAUGCCUCUUUCUGCCAGUAAUUACAGACUUUUUGCAGGAGGAAGAGAAGAUAAUAUUACAGCUAUUAUAGAUUUCAUCCCUUGUUCAGUUACUUCAAAGACAUUUGGAUUUGGCAGUGCCUAUACAAUUGUAAUUAACAAGUGUGCUGGAUAUGAUCUUGAUGUAAUAUACUCUGAAGAUAUCCCACCCAAUACAGUACAUAUGGCUUGGCAGAUCCCUCAGUAUUUUAUUCUUACAUGUGCUGAAGUAGUCUUCUCUGUCACUGGGCUGGAGUUUUCAUACUCACAGGCCCCAUCUAAUAUGAAGGCAGUGCUGCAGGCAGGAUGGCUGCUGACGGUGGCUGUCGGUAACAUAAUUGUCCUUAUCGUGGCUGGAGCAUCCAAACUCAGUGAGCAG
This is a messenger RNA of Leptosomus discolor (cuckoo roller), 1125 nucleotides long. NCBI's taxonomy places the organism in Eukaryota, Metazoa, Chordata, Aves, Leptosomiformes, Leptosomidae. The record is from RefSeq and is a predicted model, not a curated record.